AUUUUGUCCAUUAAUUUGUGAACAAAUAUAAACAUUGUGUUGUUUCAAAAGCCAAUGAACUCGCCUUUAGUGUUUUACCUAAUGGCUCUCGUGUGUUUGAGAUUGUUAUAAUCAUUCUGUAACAGGCUGUGAUAUUAAUGUAGAAGUGGAAGUGUCUAUUAAUAAAGUUGCCUCGCCAGCGGUUAAAAAAGAACGUUAUCAGAAGUAAUCAAGGAUUUCACACAUUUCUAUAAGAUUUUAUGCUAAAAGCCCACGUCCGUCAUAAGGCUUGUCUUGGGUGAAUGCGAUCACAAAAUGAGAAUCCCUUAAAAAAAAUGUUGGUUUGUUUUUUUUAUCUCUACCAAUAUUUUCCCCGUGAACUACUUCUUUUGAAGCGUCUCAUUUUAGAUUUAGUGUUGGGCUCGGAUUCUUGCAGCAGCUUUUAUUCAAAGAUAAAUAUUGAGGCCAUACUGCUCGGAAACGAAAUCAUUUGACCAUUUCAUUGUGUAGGCUUAUAUUUGACCAGCUAAUGCUUGGAGUACAAGGAAGGAAUAUUUACAUUAAAAUAAUUGAUCAAAUAAUUUGAUAAAUAUAAAAAAAAGGGUUAACAGAUCAUUUAAUGAAUGUGUCACGUGACAUUUGCUCUCCCGACCGGCCUUUGCCUUCGGGUCCCUAAAUAUUUUUUUUAUGACUAGGAUAAUGAAUAAUUGAAUGCAGGGGUGACCAAAACUAUUAAAUAUUGCGGCCCUCGGGUUGGCUGACAUAGUACUGUGUUAUUGCAAAUAUUUUUAUUGGUUUUGCUUUCAAUUCACAAAGAAAUAGAUUUUAAAAUUCAAAGAGAUUAAAAGAUAUAAACAAAUAUCACAUUAGUUUAGUUUGAUUUUUUGUUAUUCCUUUCUCGCUCUCCCUCUUUCUCUCUCUCAAUCUCUUUCUCACUCUUUCUUUCUCUCUCUCUCUCUCUCUCUCUCUCUCUCUCUCUCUCUCUCUCUCUCUUUCUCUCGCUCUCUCAAUAUGGGUAUGUGUUUGAUUCACUGUGGAGUGGUGCAGCCAGGGUUGGUGCCGCCCUUGGUGGGCCAAUAUUUUCGCCGCCCUCCGCUCACGAAAAACCUCCGCAAAUACCGCCCCUCAAUUUCAGUAUAUAGACAUAAAGUGUUGCCUUGCCCGGGACGGACUACCCUUCCUACGCCAACGAGUGGAAUGUGGAAUUAUUCGAGUUCUACGGUAUCAAUGAUUCACUCAAGAACGUAUCAGCUAUUCUGACCACACAAUGAUUCACCAACAAACGCUUUGCUGCUGACCAAUUUUGGGGAAAAGCAAAUUCUCAAGGACUUUCCAAAACAAUAUGUGCAAUGCAACCAAAACAAAUUGGAUUAAUACAAGCAUCUUAUCUUUUCUUAUCUGUUGUAAAAGUAGCAAUAACGAAUUAAAUGGUAAAUUCUAAUGUGAGAACAUGAAUCAUAAAUUAAAAGCUUCUCGUAGUAAUAACUCUCAAGUAGCGGCACAAUAUUAAAGGGAAAUAAAUAGUCAGGUCCAGCAUUCGUGUUACAUUUUUAAGAAUGAUUUCCCUCGUCUAGGAAUUAGUUUUUAUUAGUUAACAAAUCGGGAGGGAGUCCACCGGCCCCCAACCUCUGGAGUUUGGGAUAGGGCAAAGUCCAUUGAUAACUUUGUAUUACAAACGAAUUUUUGUUUCUCCAGAAGUAAGCUUUUGCAUUUUGAGGGGUUUUAUUCAAAUUAUUAACGCCUGUAAAAUUGACAGUCGGACUCAUUAGUUAAGUUAAUUCUAAUAAUUCAGUAGUCAUUAGUUAAUAUUAAUAGAGAUUAUUAGGCCUUAGAAUCUUAACGAUAAUGAUACGGUUAGUAAGUUAAACUAAGAAUCAUCCAACUAAUUGUUUGUAAACUCUUUAGUUCUGCUGGAUGUAAAAAUUGUAGAAACCCGAUACUAAUAAUACAAAAAACGUAGGCCUACCCCAGGCUACUAUUGUCAUUGAAGUAUUGCAUGACCAUCUCUGACUCUGUCUUGACCUGUUCCCUGGUCACUGGUCUUACUAGUCUUAGAGUAGGUACAUAAAGUGUUAUGAAUCAAUAUUCAAUAACCCAUUGUUUAUUAAAGGAAUUUGCAAAUAAUAAAUUAGGGACAGAUUAAUUAUGAAGUGAUAUUCAUUUAAAACUUUAUUGACUUAAUAAAAAAUUUAUAAAAUACAUGAAUAGUACAAAUAUAGACUUAGACUAGUACAUGGUUUGAGUUAACUAGACUAAUGUCUUAUAUUCCCAUCCUACUUCUGCAGAUAGUUGAGAAAGGCCCACAACAAUGGAUGUUAUAAAGAAUUGGAAAAGUAUGAGCACCAUUCAGUUUUGUAGUAUGCAACUAUUUGAACUAGUAUAUCUACUGACAUUAGCAUUUCUUCCAUUUGUUGUGGCCAUCCGGGAGAUCACAUAUGUUAUUUUCGCUGUCCUAGUUUUCAUUGUUGGGAUCGCUGUCUUCAAACGAUGCCGAGCACAUACUUUGAAUCCCCUUGAAAAAGUGGUUUUAAUAACUGGCUGUGAUACAGGUGUGAAUCAUUUUGUUACUGUUUUACUAUUUCAAAUGCAAUUAUUUAAAGAUCUGUUAAUUUUAAAAUAUUGAUACAACUCCUACACAGAUUAUAAAAAUUCAAAUGAUUCAAAACUUUUUCAUUCUUCUAUUUUUUAUCACAUUGGAUACUAAAAUAAUAAUGCAUUUCAAUCUUCUUUUUUUAUCACUGUAUUAUAGGUUUAGGAAAUGCAUGUGCAAGAAGACUGGAAUCCAAAGGCUUUACUGUGGUGGCUGCUUGCUAUGAUGAUCAAAGUGAGGGGGCCAGCAAACUUAGAGAGAUAACAAGUGGUCGUCUACACGUUCUGAAGCUGGAUAUUACAGAUGUAAACAGCAUAAAAAACUGUUUCAUCAAAGUUAAGAGUUUAUGUGACAAAAGAGGUUAGAAACUUAAUACAGCCUAUUAUUACUAUUAAAUUUGUUACAGACUGAUGCCCACAUUGUCUUGUGAUGCAAAUGCCUUUUUCAAGUUCAAGUAUAAUUCUAUUACAACUUCAAUAUUCAAAGACAUGACCCUGAUACAUGGACAAAAUUUUAACUAAUAUUUUACUCAGAAAUAUUCUUGCUUUUCAAAAAGAUUAAUAACCAUAUAAAUAGGGCCUACAUCAAGUUUGGACUAAGUGACUGUGGAGUAGAUUGUUUGGUAGCAGAUAUUGAUAAGAUUAGUUUUAAACAUUUCAAUAAUUCAAGAUGCAAGUCUUGCUGAAAUAGUUAAAAGCCUCAUUGAAGAGUACCGGUAAAAAAAUCUUAAACUCCAAAUCUUGACUCAUUCACAUGAACUUACUCAGGACUUGAGGACAAAUUUCUAAAAAAAAAAAAAAAAAAUUAAAAAUUAAUUAAAAAAGGUAAAAAAAAGUGUGAUUUAUCGAGCUGCAUCUUCAUUUUGAUGACAUUUUGAGAGCCAUAUAUUUAACCAUUCUGGAGUUUGCUAUCAUGACUGCACACUAUCAAUUCAUAGAGUUUUUGUUAAAAGAGUUGGACAGCUUUGUAUGUAUUUAAUACUGUAAUGGAGAUUCAGAAUUUAUAUUAACUUUUAAUUAAAUUAUCUUGGUUGGGUAGUUUCUUUUUUUUAUUGGUAUUAAUGGAAAAGUUUGGAGAAUCGGGGGUUCUGGUGUAUGGGUAUAUUUGUACAAUCUAUUUCUUUAACAUUUUUUUAAAUGAUAAUUUUCUUUAAUGGUAUUUUUCCGCCACAAUGUGACCAUGGUGUAGACUUAUCAGGAUGAAAUCACAAGGCCUGAAAUUUUUUCUUUAGGACUAGCAAAUUGUCUCACUCCACGCUUGAGUUGGAAUUUUUCAUUGUACCGGGUAUUAAUGUAUCCACCUACGAGACUUCUUCUCCGGGUUUUGUUGCCAUCCAACAAAACUUGUCCCAUUGACCCAAGUGCUGGUGACUUGGUCUUUGGUGGGCAUUGAAUUCCAGGCCGAAAGCUUAGAAUUAACUCAAUAUACACCACUCGACCACCUAGCACCCGGAAAUGAUAUUAUGAUGGAAUAAUAUUAGACUAAUUUGUUUUUUGUUUUUAUUUCAGGAUUAUGGGCCCUUAUUAAUAAUGCUGGCACAGCUAGUUUUGGAGAUAUAGAAUUUUCAACUAUUGAAUCUUUCCGCAAAGUGUUGGAUGUUAAUCUGUUUGGCACAGUACAAAUAACACAAGCAUUUUUACCGCUAAUAAGAGCAGCCAAAGGUAUAAAAAGGAAAGAUUUUCUUAUAUUUAACAAUUUUAUAACUCUUUUGAAGAAAUUGACAGUCUCCUAAGAUCUACAUUCUUAAGUAUGUUUUUUUUCCCUCCAUCAAAUUAAACCUCUGAGUCUUUCAUUGGAUCUAAUAUCUUCUUGUGUACUGUUACACUCAUGUGUGUCUUACAUGGAAUUUUAGAUAGCUAACUAUUGUAUACCCCUUGUGAUAUAUUGUGACCCCUAUGCCAUCUGUGUCUGCAAAGAGACUUGUUCAUACAUUAGCAUAUGGGUCUGCAACCUUUUUUUAGUGAAAAGCCAAUUUAUAAAUAAUAUCUGCUAAGAAAAUAUUUAGGGAGCUGCAGGCAUGGGCAGAUUGGGAGAGAAAAUAUGUUAUUAUGACACUAUCAAUAACAUUUUCUGCUACUUUAAAUUUGGGAAAAUAAAUUGUAUGUAAAUUAUUGAUCCGUUAUUUUUAAAAAAAUUGUAAUUAAAUUUCGUAUCAUAUUAAAAUAUGCAUAUAUUCAUUCAAAGAGCUGUAUGUGGCUUCAGAGCCACAGGUCACCCUCUGCUGCCUUAUCACUACAGAACUUUUGUACUUUUAAAUAGUUAUGUAAUCUUUGUUUUAUUUCAAAUUAGUUUUUAUGGUGAAAAUUUAUUUGCAGAGGGAAAACCCUAACCUGUUUUUGCUAUUUCAUGUUAACUGCAUUUUAUUAAUGUUUGUCUUAGGUCGAGUUCUAACUUUAACUGGUUCAUCAGGUUUACUUGCUCUACCUGGCCAAUCAGCUUUGUGCAUGUCUAAAUUUGGCUUGGAGGCUUUCAAUGAUUCCCUAAGGCAGGAAAUGAUUCCAUUUGGGGUCAAUGUGAUCACAAUCAGGCCAGGAAAUUUUGCUGGAUCAACUGGACUAUUAAACAAAUCUGGGGUAAAAAUUAAUCCCAUUUUGCCUCAAGUCUUUCAGUAAUGUUUUAAGAUAAUCAUGGUCCCAACAGCUCUUUAGAACUGUUUGAGAUAACAUAAUUUUAAAAAAGAGAAAUUUGCUCGAUUGUUAGACUGAUGGAGUGGCAUCAAAUAAAUUAUUCUCUUCUGUUUAUAAUACCCCAGAUCUUGGGUGUUUUUUUUACAGUCUUCUUACUCACAUCAUUUAUGGCUAAAGAGUAUUCAUGCUCUCAAAAGAUUUUCAUGGCACUCAGAUCAUUCAUGGAACUUCAGUCACUCUCCCAUCCUUCUUGUUCUUUCACAUCAUUCAUGGGCUCAAACUUCCAUCUCCCUUAUCAACACAAACAUCUAGUUCACUGUGGUUUUGUCAUUUAAAUAUGUCCAUAUUCCUUAAUUAAGGCAGGCUUCUCUGUGGCUCUAAUCAGUGGGUUUAAAAAUAAUAAUAAUAAUGUUAAUGAUAGAUUUGCUUUUUUUGUCUCCAGCUAGAUAAAGUAAAACUUUCUUUUGAAGAAAUGAAAAACAAAGCAAAUAAUGAAAUAAAAGAAAUAUAUGGCAAUAACUAUAUGGACAGUCAUUAUAAACAGGUAAAUAUUAGGAUAGAAAAUUGGCUAAAUAUGUCAUUUUAUGGUGUUAAGAAAUACUACUGUAUUUGAUUAGUGCAUAAUAAUUUGCUAUAGUUUAAUAAUAAUUUAUUCUUGAACUACUUUGCUACGGAGGUAUCAAGAUUAAUCAUUUUAUCACUAAUGUUUGCAGAACAUUUUAAAUGUUAUUGGCAAUAGGAAUGGAUAUCAUUAGAAAGAAGAAAAAAAAAUGUUUGUGUUUCAAAUGUAAAAGAACAAGUCGAUUAAAAAUGUUGGGGCAAAGGAGUUUUGCCUUGAUUGUUUUAUAUUUUGGUAUGUGAGGUCUAGCACCCAGACUAGUGUUUUAGUGUCAACAAGUCUUAUAUUUUAAAAUCAUAUUUUGCUGUUGUACAGUCAUUUAGUUAUAUAACAUAUAUAUUUUGGAAGUUUAUUUCUGAUAAAACUGUCUUCUUCUUUUGUUAUCUUUAGCUCUGUGAACUUGCCAAGUCUACAGCCAAAAGUUUGAGUAAUGUUGUAACAGCUGUAGAACAUGCAGUAGGUAGCCAAUCACCCCGAUCUAGAUAUUUGGUUGAUGGAGGAAAUCAAUUGCUAGACUUGGGAAAUGUAAGUCAAUGUCUGCAAAUGUAUGUAAAUAUUGUAUAUUGAUGUGAUUGCUAAUUAGAAAGUUUACCUUAAGCACCUAGCUAAGUUGAAGAUUUUAAUUUAUUUUGAGCAUUUUAAAAUUAAAACUUAAGUUCUCUUUGUUGUUAUUACUAAAAUUGUAAAGGCGUUUUUGUUGUGUUCAUAAGAUUAGAGUUUUUGUUUUUUUUUACUUUCAUGCUUACAGGAAAGUAAUUGACGAUAAAAAAUUGGGACUAAUGUCUUUAAUUAUUAAAUUCAAAGCUUAUACUUCAUCCUUUCAUAUAAAAUUGUGUUGUUUUUACAAAAUUCAAAAUAAGAAAUGAACAGUUCAUCCUUUGUCCAUUUUAAAAAAUAUGUUGUUUGUUUUGCAGACACUGAUUCGACUUAGUCCAUGUCUACCCUACGCUCUGCAUGAUCUAUUAGUCCGCAAGUUUUAUGGAUACAAAUAAUUGACACAGAAAUUUUUAAAAAUAAAAUAAUUAAAUUUUUUUUCAAAGAUAUAUUUAUAUAAUUGUGUUGAUGAGGAGUUUUUUUUAAAUACCAGUUAAUACUAGCAUAUUAUGUGUCAUAAAAAAACAACAGAUUAAUUGGGCUCUAGGAUGGUAUGUUGAUUUCAUCAUCACCCAUUUUGAAUUCAAAUCUAGAUGCCACAUGGUCAUCACAAACAACUUUUUUUUAACAUUGAAUAACAUCCUGAAUUCCUCCAUGAUGUCACAUCAGGCAGGGCAUAAAUAUCCUUUGCUACUUAACUUUCCCAACAUCAUUAGGCUAAUCAAAUACCAGUACCUGAAAUUUAUUUUUGAGCAUUUUACUAUGCACGUUUACAAUAAGGCAAUACCAGUCAUUGCUAAAAGGAAUCUUUUGGCAGUUGAGAUAAUUUUGUUUAAAAUGAUUAUAAAUUUUUUUUUUAUUUAUAUUAAAUUUAUAUGAUUUUUUUAAUAUUGUUUUUAUGCUCAAUCUGGGUAUAAAUAUUUUUAUUCACAAACUGAAAUACCGGUACAAAUUUUUUCGGCAUAAUAACAGUAGUGAAUAAAAAUAAAAAGAACAACCCUGAACAUUACUGUUAUUUGUCACAUUUAGUUUAUAUUUAGUUUAUAUUUAGUUUAUAUUUAGUUCAUAUUUAGUUUAGUUGUGUUAUUAUUAAUUUAUUAUGUAUUUUGCUGUGAGGCUAGUGAACUUCUUUAUUUUGUUUUACUGCUUUUGUAAAUUAUGUAAUAUUAUUAAUACCGUAUUAAUUGAAAUUCCUUGCACAUUGCUAUUUCUUAAAAUCCACAGAAAACAAUUGUGGGUUCAUGAAUGACGCUCUUUUAAAGAGUUGAUGGAAAUAUAGUGCAAAAUGUAUUGAUUGUUUUAUAUUGAUAAGAAUUUGUAAUUUAAAAAUAUAAUAAAUCAUGUCCUGAGUUUGAAUGAAUUAAAUAUAUAUAUUGUUUUAUUU
Lymnaea stagnalis (great pond snail) is the source of this 7793-nucleotide messenger RNA. The record is from the annotation of a GenBank genome assembly. NCBI's taxonomy places the organism in Eukaryota, Metazoa, Mollusca, Gastropoda, Lymnaeidae.